Cucurbita pepo subsp. pepo (vegetable marrow) is the source of this 627-nucleotide messenger RNA. RefSeq names its product wall-associated receptor kinase-like 20. Lineage: Eukaryota; Viridiplantae; Streptophyta; Magnoliopsida; Cucurbitales; Cucurbitaceae. Gene Ontology annotation, molecular function: polysaccharide binding. The record is from RefSeq and is a predicted model, not a curated record.
AUGAAGAACAUCAUGAACACUCUGUUUUUUAUAUUUGCUCUGUUUUUCCAAGCAGCCAUAGCUUCUCCUGCUUGUCCCAAAUGUGGAGAUCUUGAAGUGCCUUUUCCACUUAGCACAAAUGCCAACUGUGGAGACUCUAGGUACAGAGUCUAUUGCCAUCACGGUGUUCUUCAGUUCAAGUCAAGUGGAGGGUUUUACUAUAACAUCCAUUCCAUUGAUCCCAAUGCCUCUAAGCUUAUUAUAAGCCCACCCCAGAUAAACAAAGGGAGUUGUUCAUCUUCUGAUCUCUAUUUAGGAGGCUUGAGGUUGGAUGAAAGCUUGCCUUUUAACAUUUCAACACACAAUACUGUGAUGCUGCUGAAUUGCUCGGAUAAUCUUGUGUUCUCGCCGUUGAAUUGUUCAGUGAACAGCCCCUGUAGGCAGUUUGAGGAGAAAACAGAGGAAGGAAAUGGGUGUAGGAAUACACUUUGUUGUAGUUAUUUGAAGGAUUCUGCCAUGACUGCUCAUAUGAUAAGAGUUAGAGUGGGAGGGUGUACUGCUUACACUUCUGUGGUGAAUUUUAAGGCUGCUGAUUCCAUUGAGACGUGGAAUUAUGGAAUUGAAUUGCAAUGGAUAUCCCCAAAUUAG